AUGCCAGUGUUAGACGAGCACAAGGUCAACCAUGCCAAGGGCGACGGAGAGCAGAUUACCGUAGACAGUGCGAGCUACGGUGGCGCAAUCCUCGAGGUGGGACCGUCCUUCACGCGCAACCGCUGCAAUACAUCGCUACCACCUUUCACCACCGUCUCCAACUCCGCUCUCCGCUUUCGCCCCGCCGACUUCACCUGCCGAGCUGCCAAAGCGAGCCAGGUCAGGAAGAGGAUUAAAAUGAAGGGAACAGAAUCAAUUUCCCUCACCAUGCUUAUAACGUGGAGAACAGUGAGGAGUCCAAUACCUUCAAGAUGCAGGGAAAACCAACAAGCAUAA
This is a messenger RNA of Echinococcus granulosus, 336 nucleotides long. RefSeq lists its product as hypothetical. The transcript is spliced from 2 exons. Lineage: Eukaryota; Metazoa; Platyhelminthes; Cestoda; Cyclophyllidea; Taeniidae. The record is from RefSeq and is a predicted model, not a curated record. Bases 1 to 336 code for a protein of 111 amino acids.